ACUAAUCAUAAUGUUAACUCUAGAUUAUAUGAUCCUUCCGUCAAUCCAAAUCCAGAAUAAAUGCUUCAAGAGUCUUAAUCCGUUAGCCUUUCUCAAAAAGAUCUUUUUCUUCCGAAUUGCUCUUUUCAAGUCAAUAAUCUAUCUAAAACAUUCCAUUCACAAUUGCUCUUUGAACCUCAACCCUUAUAGAUAACAUUUGAUAAUCUGCCUUAAUCAUAACCAUUAUCUUAACAAAUCAUUGAUAAAACACACAAAUUUUCUAAUCUUAAAUAGCAAACUCCUACUCAAGUUUUUCCUUUAAAAAAGUAUUGAUUAUCUAUUUCAUUCUAGAUCUACUCAAGAAUAAUUGCAAUCAACCGUGUCAAAUUAUCAAAUUUAAAAAGAACCUCACAAAUCUCAAAAAGGUAAUAGAAAAAUUUCUAUUCUUAUUGUAGGACUGAGAAAUUUAUCAAUCAAAGUUAAAUAGAUUGUUUUUGAAUCCUAACCCACUUCCUAUAAGGAUGUUGCAGAAAAUCUUGUUUAAGAAUUGACUCAAGAAGAAGGUAGAAUUUAACAUUGUGUAUUAUUAAAAAAUAUCACAGUAAAAAGAUGAAUAGAAUGUUAGACGAA
Molecule: messenger RNA, 609 nt
Organism: Paramecium sonneborni
Lineage: Eukaryota; Ciliophora; Oligohymenophorea; Peniculida; Parameciidae
Source: the annotation of a GenBank genome assembly